Molecule: messenger RNA, 4788 nt
Organism: Metarhizium acridum CQMa 102
Lineage: Eukaryota; Fungi; Ascomycota; Sordariomycetes; Hypocreales; Clavicipitaceae
Product: Tuberous sclerosis 2-like protein
Biological process (GO): positive regulation of GTPase activity; negative regulation of TOR signaling
Cellular component (GO): nucleus; cytoplasm; TSC1-TSC2 complex
Molecular function (GO): GTPase activator activity
Source: RefSeq, a predicted model, not a curated record
AUGUCCCCGCAGCCAGAAGAUGAUCCUACUUCUCCAGAUUCGACUCGCCCCGGCGGCCUGGCUACAGUCCUUCGUAGCUUAACAAAUUCCAAGGCGAUCAAAGCCCCGCCUCCUCCUUCGAACCCGUCGGCUGCCUUACCUCGAGCCGAGCUCAUCAAUGCCAUCCCAACAAACUCCCAUGGGCUGUCCACCAACCAUAUGGAUGCAUUUGAGCAGCUUAAAAACGGCAGCCCCAGCGAGAGAAUCUCUGCCGCGAAUACCUUAAAGUACGCCAUCACUGAAUAUCCACUCAACCCGAUUCUGGAUAUCUGGUAUGCCGCAAAGGACCUCAUCGAUCCAAACAACCCACCCUCGACGAGAGCUGCUGGCUGGGAGUUAUUGACGGAAUGCGCGAAACAUGCAUCUUCGACCGAUUUGGAGCGGAAAGAGUACUUUCAGACUCUGUCCGCAUCUGCCAACCCCGAAGACUUCCAUCUGCAACUAGCAGCUCUAGUCGACCUGACAAGCCAUGGUCGUGUGCUGGAUGGUUUCGACUACGAUUUAUUACCUCUUCUGACGAUUUGGCUGCAAAACGCAUACAAUGCAGCCCGCAUCGCCAGGAAAAACUCUCAUUCUGGCCGCGGUGCCGGCGGCUCUUCCAGGGGCAAGACUGCAGCGUUAGGCGAAGACAAGAACUUUGCGCAGCUGUUUUUGUUUCUCCUGGAUGUCAUCAAGUUCAGCUUCAACACGGCUGACGAGCCGGCCGUUACCGAUCUAAUUGACACCAUACUCACAAUCUGCAUGAAUACAAGCCAGGAGGAUGACUUGCGCUCCUGUAUCAAUGUUCUAGAUGCAAUUGUGACCUUUGGCUCUAUCCCACAGAGCAAACUGAAGGACUGCGUUCAAGUUCUCAGCUCAAUCUACUGCUUGGUUCCCAACUUGCAAAAGAACUCGUGGCACACAAUUGCUAAUCUGUGCAAGUCACACAAUGGCCAAGCCACGGUUCGAAUUAUGCUUGACAUACUCAGAAAUUUGCAACCUGGCAUUAAUGAAAAAGACUCGAGUAGAGAAAUUCGGGGGAGUUUGGCAGUACUCCAGAAGCUGCUGUCGAAGACGACUGAAAAGGGCUAUCCACCGGUUCCGUAUGCACUACUCGUUGAUGGACUGUCGAAUACGCUCAAGGCCACAAAAUCUUUACGAGUCUACGCUGCGGCCUUGCAACUGAUUAAUUCCCUGUUCGACGACGGACUCGGCAGCAUCCACCGUCUCAUCGUGGACGAAGAUUGGUCGACUUCUCUUGACGUUGCGGCUGAGUGUUACCGACGUGUUCAUGAAGGCACUGACGGACCACAAGGCAUUCAGGCCAAUGACGAAUCUCUGGAAGCUGUGGUUGACCGCGAGCUCCUGAAGCUCGUCCGACGUCUAGACACUGUCAUCAAGGAGAAAUCUCGCGACUUUGUACCCCGACAAACCAUUGUUAAAUUUUUUACCGACGUUCACAAUCUACUCCCGGAUGAAACAGCCAAGACUGUUCUGGAUUACUUUCAAGAAUUUCGGUGCUGCUCUCCAUCUGAUUUGAGAUGGGAAGAAAACCUGAAUCUGGUGUUGAAAGCCUUCUUCAGUAACCGCAGUCGAAGCUCCGACACACGACUUAGGGCCCUCCAGGCCAUGAUGGACGCGUACGAGAUUGUCAACCUUGUCGGUGAUGGCGCAGAGCAGAACUUCAUUCCGAGGAUGGCCAAGAGCAUACUGCAAAACAUUGCUGAAGAAGGUGACGUUUUGGUUCUCGAUGCCGUCAUGUCACUAAUGGUUUCCGUUGUUGUGUCAUGUGACAUGGAGCUUUUUGACUUUGUGAUUGAUGCUUUGAGAGCCAUAGUCGUAGGCGAUAGGCUCAAGUCUCCCAUAUCACCUUCUGUCCUGUCAGCUACAAUUUCUCCAACAAUGAUAGACGCACCUACGCCCGGUCUCAGACAGUCACAGUCUCCUUCACAUGUUGUUACAAGAGGUUACGUCAGAAUGUUUCUGCGACUCAUGAAUUCACAUAGCUGCAAGAGUGUGAAGUUGUACAAUGCCCUGGUUGGCAUUGCUAAAACGAAUCACUGCGAAACUGACGCCAGGCUAACGGCGAUGAAGCUUUUGUUUCGACUGCGCGCCGAUUGGGCCAACAGAGUCUUUGUCACGGACGACCUUGACAAUAUUUCUCUGGCAACUGCCAUGUACCGCACAGACGCCUCAUUUGCCAAGAAGCAGGCUGAAGAAGCAGCUCAGUCUCUUCGUUUGUCAAGAAGCGAUCAUGGUAAUCAGUCCCGGUCGUCGCGAGGGGUGUCUCUAAGUCAGUCUCAGCAUCAAGAGAGAGGUCAUCCAGUACGAACACCAAGCGGGGCCAAGAACAUUACUGCGAGAUACCAACAGCUUUGGAGAUGCCCAGAUCCGCAGGCCCUGCCAGAACAAAUCCCUAAUCUCAUCAGUCCCGUGCUCGUGUCUCAUUCGACAGCGACUGAAUCCAGCGACGAGAGCGAAGAUGCAGAUGAAGCUGCAUCGAAUGUACUGCAGCAGCGCAAACCAUCAGUGCUUAAUAUGACAAACUGGCUUGAUGCCGUGCUAGAUAUACUACAAGGUAGUGAAUGGGAGAUCUACAGCUUCGCCCUCGUCCAUCUGCCGUCACAACUCAGCAAUCAUGCCAUAUUCAGAGAUGCAAUUCCACAGAUUCAAGAAUUACGUCGAAUAAUUUGCGAUCAAAUCCGAACGAAUGGCUUCCAGGAACCUCCGUUCGCAUCUGGUCUGCGACGGGCUGAUGUUGCUAUAUGUCUAUUCCACAGCCUGACAAUGAUCCUAAGCUACCACGAACACUUUGGCAAGGGUGACGAGGAUGAAAUUGUAAAGACAUUCAUUCUCGGUAUCGGCACCUGGGAACGUACCGCAAAAUACUGCAUUCACGCCUUGUCGAUAUGCUGUCACGAGCUUCCACUUUCUACUAGCAAAUCCCUUGUUCAAAUGCUCAAUCAAAUGGCGGCAAGCAUCACGCAGCCUAACGUGUCAGUUCAUAUUCUGGAGUUUCUCGCCUGUCUGAGUCGGCUACACAAUGUAUACGUCAACUUUAGAGAAGAUGAGUACAGAAUUGUAUUCGCAAUCUGCUUCCGUUACCUGGAGUAUGCAAGGGACAAACGACAAUUACAUCGCGGCAGCCACAACGGUGAACCUAAUGCAGCUGGCAUGUCUGGUGUUGCUACUGGAGAGCCCACGCAGACUGGUCCUCCCUCCGAGGAGCUUCCUCAAUAUGUCCAUGCUUUGGCGUACCAUGUGAUUUUAUUCUGGUUCCUGGCUCUCAAACUUCAGGACCGCGCCACGCAUGUCUCGUGGAUUGUCAAGAAGCUGUUUUCUGAUCCUGACAGCACUGGACAGAAUGCCGACGAGCAAGCUCUUACCUCGAUCGACUUCAUGCAGAGGGUCACGUAUGCCGAUGUGGACGAGUCUUGCGAAGAUCCAUACUUUACUGAGGAUCGGUUCGGACCCAUUGUGAAGAAGCAAUGGAUCAUUGGAAACAGUAUUGUGACAGUGAAACAGGCGACAGUAUCGGGGUGGGCGCAAAUCAUCAAGCGACAGCCUUCUGGGACGUCGGCGUAUACGAUCCGCGAAACCUACGCAGCGCCACCACCACACCAGGUCGAGAACCAAGUCGACGUGAGCCGAGAAGGCCAGCCAACCAGCAAUUCUAUUCUCCCCAGUCAUGUACUGGUUCAACUCAUGUCACCUGUGCCCCAGAGCUUUGAGUCCGCACGACCUAUUCCGUUGCCGGAUGACGAUGCCGUUGACCGUGCAAUCAGGGUAUUCAACCGAAGCUCCAGCGUGGACAGUCAUAAGGUUGGCGUUAUAUACAUUGGGGAGGGGCAGGAGAACGAGGCCGAUAUUCUUGCCAAUGUUUCUGGCAGCAGUGACUACACCGAGUUCCUGAACAAUCUUGGAACGCUGACAAAGCUGAAAGGUGCAACCUUUAACACGCAGGGAUUGGAUCGAGAAUACGACUCAGAUGGCCAAUACACGUUUUGCUGGCGUGACAGGGUGACGGAGAUUGUUUUCCACGUCACGACUCAAAUGCCUACAAACCUAGAGCGCGACCCACAGUGCACUCUUAAGAAGCGACAUAUUGGCAACGACUUUGUCAACAUAAUUUUCAACGACUCAGGCAAACCUUUCAUGUUUGAUACGUUCCCGAGCCAAUUUAAUUAUGUUAACAUUGUGAUAACGCCUGCAUCUCGGGCGUCUUUUAUCGCAACACGGACGACGGAUAGGCCUGGGGCUACGUCUGGACAACCAUUCUACAGGGUCCAGGUUCUGAGCAAGCCUGGCUUCCCAGAAAUAUCGCCGGCAUCGGAGACGAAGAUGGUAUCUUUGAAUGCGCUGCCUGGUUUCAUCCGCCUUCUUGCUCUGAAUGCCUCGGUGUUCUCCCAUGUCUGGAACGCUAGAGAGGGUGGCGAGCACAUCAGUUCUUGGAGUGGUCGGCUCAGGGAGAUUAAGCGUCUCCGAGAGAGAUAUGGACCAAAGACUACGACAAACUUGGUCCCAUCGCCGCCGCCGACCUCGUCCUCACAGAAUCAACCUUCUGAGUCCUCGCGCUCAAGCAGUAGCGUGCGGGAUAGCUUCAGCAGCUUGCGUCGCACCAGCGUGGCCACUUUCUUCACCAGCACCAGCGAACAGACGUCCCACCGGUCCUCGACGCUCUCGACGGCCCCUACACACGACACUGAAGUGGGGAAUGCAAAUGGAGUAAACCCGCUAGUAGAGUCUGUCGACUUUUCGAAAUGGGCUUAA